Molecule: messenger RNA, 7192 nt
Organism: Acipenser ruthenus (sterlet)
Lineage: Eukaryota; Metazoa; Chordata; Actinopteri; Acipenseriformes; Acipenseridae
Product: alpha-(1,3)-fucosyltransferase 10
Exons: 6
Coding region: 178-1743 (521 amino acids)
Cellular component (GO): Golgi membrane
Molecular function (GO): alpha-(1->3)-fucosyltransferase activity
Source: RefSeq, a predicted model, not a curated record
UGGUGUAACAGUGACGAUAGGUGAAAAUUCCUUCCAAUUCCAGAAGGUGGGAGUUAGAACAGGAGUAUUUGUGUUGAAAUGCAAUAAUGUAAUAAAAUACCGGUCUAAAAUAGCACUUCCACUAAGCGGACCUCACAGAAAACUACAAUACAAUCACCGGAGUUCGACUAACUAGUAAUGGCAAGAUUGAGUGUGAAGAAACUCUGGGUUUACUGUUUUUGCUUUUCAGCCGUGUUGUUUUUUCUCAUUGUUACGCUCCAGCAGAGAGCUUACCGGGGAAAAAAACCAGUACAUCUACAAAUCCCUGGAUACUGGGAGACUUCAAUCCUGCAGCUGCUGCUCCUCCUCCUUUCAUUCCCUGAUGAAAAACUGACCCCUUCUGCUCUUCCUUUUCUCCUGGUUCUGGUGGAAUUGGGACAGUUUGAAAAAAAGAAGCCACAUCACUCUGAUCUGCGUGGAAACAAACAAGAAGUGGACCAGCUUAAUCUCUUUAAGAAUCUGCUGAAUGGUAUUGAAAGACUGUCUGACCCAGGUCACCAGUAUCCCAUUCUUGUGUGGUGGUCUCCUCUGACUGGUGAAGGCAGCAGGUUAGGAGGCUGUGGGAAGAACACAUGUUUCUUCACCAUUGAUAAGACGUACUAUGACCACACCAUGACAGAGGGGUUCCUUUUCUAUGGUACUGACUUCAACAUAGAGAGCCUUCCUUUUCCUCGCAAACCCAGUCAUCACUGGGCCCUGUUCCACGAAGAGUCCCCUAAAAACAACUAUAAACUCUUCCAUGAGCCGUCCAUCACCCUUUUCAACCACACGGCAACCUUCAGCAGCCACUCCCACAUGCCUCUCACCACGCAGUACCUGGAAAGUGUGGAGGUGCUGAAGUCACACACCUACCUGGUUCCUUUAUCCAAGAAGAACAGCCAGAGACAAAAUCUGGCUCCGCUGGUUUAUGUGCAGUCUGACUGUGACCCGCCUUCAGACAGGGAUAGCUACGUGCGGGAGCUCAUGAAGUACAUUGAGGUGGACUCUUACGGGGAGUGUCUCCAUAACAGGGACUUGCCUCCUCCCCUGAAGUACCCGAGCGCAAUGGAUGACCGUCACUUCUACGGGAUUCUUGCCCAGUACAAGUUCAUCCUUUCUUUUGAAAAUGCAGUGUGUGACGACUACAUUACAGAAAAGUUCUGGCGGCCCCUAAAGCUUGGAGUGGUCCCUGUAUACUAUGGAUCUCCCAGUAUUGCAAAGUGGCUCCCCAGUAAUAAAAGUGCGGUCCUAGUCAACACAUUUGCCUCCCCGCAAGACCUGGCAGAGUAUAUAAAAGAUCUUGACCAAAAUGACAAAAAGUAUGAGGCCUACCUGGAAUGGAAGUGUACCGGUGAAAUCUCAAACCAGAUGCUUCUGACCACGAUGAAGGAACGCAACUGGGGAGUUCAGGAUAUUUCCCAGGAUAACUAUAUCGAUGCCUUUGAAUGUAUGGUGUGUAACAGGGUGUGGGAGAACCUCAACAGAAAGAAACAGGGGUUAGUGCCGAGAUUAUGGAAGGCCCAAGCAAAUCAUCUUAGCUGCCCAGCACCCAAGGCCUUCAGCCUGUCACAUGGCCCCACAAGAUGGUCAUCUGUGAUGGAGGUCUGGAAACCCAGCUUUGAGCAGUCCAAGAAGGAGGCUCGAGCACUGAGGCAACUGGCUGAGAGGAAUGCAAACUUUACAGUUGAGGAAUUUUGGAAACUGGUAUUUAAAGACCAAAAAUGAUUUUUUUUUAUGUUGCAAUGAAUUCCUUUACAUUUUCGUGUAGGAAUAAAAAGACUUUCAAUGUAUUUUGCAUAUAUUUGUGUAUGUGUAUAAACACAAACGGCAUUGUCAAAGACUUCUCGAUGAAAUGUUUGUCUAAUUUCUUUGAAGGUCAACUGAAGAGUAUGUCUAAUAAGUGCACUGCUAAUAACUUUAAGUACACAAAGGGCCUUGAUUUAAACAGACCCCAAUGUGUCUCAGUCGUUUAGCUAUCCAUUGCAAGCCUGACAGAUACAUAAUCUCCAUCCAUGCAUAUCGUAAUCAAAAACAAACAAUGCACCAUGUUUAUUUUGAACAUAGUUUAUUUUUAAAGUUUAAAGAUUAUUUAUAUAGCACCUUUCACACAAAGUGUCUCAAAGUGAUUUACAAUACAAUAAAAAACAACAAAAUACAGAAUUAAACACAAUUUUUACAGCAAAAUAGGUAAUAUUAAUAAAAAGUAAGCAACAACUCGGUUUAAAAACAGAACUACAGUGAACAAGUUUAAAAUAAUAAUAGAUUGGUACAUAAAAUCAGGAUUCAAAAGCUAAUCUUAAAAAAUGAGUUGCUUCUUUGAUGUUGGAUGGCAAUCUAUUUCGCAAUCUUGGUGCGCUAUAGCUAAAAGCUCUUUCACCCUUUCUCUUGGUCUUAAUCUUUGGAACAAGCAAAAGACCAGAGUCGACUGACCUUAGAGCACGGACAGGUGCAUGUGGGCACAGGAGCUCUUAGAUAGUCAGGAGCCAGACUAUGGAGCACCUUGUCAGUCAGCAGCAAGACCUUAAAAUCAAUUCUAAAAGGUAUUGGAAGCCAGUGAAGUGCAGCCAAUACUGGAGUUAUGUGCUCUCUUUUCUUUGUUCUACUUAGCACCCUGGCAGCUGCAUUUUGAACAAGUUGCAAACGGAAUAAGUUAUGAUUUGGUAGCCCAGAUAACAGAGCAUUGCACUAAUCCAGUCUAGAUGAAACAAAUGCAUGAAUUAGCUUCUCAGUAUCAGGCAGUGACAGAAAAGACCUAAUCUUGGCAAUGUUAUGUAAAUGAUAAAAGGACACUUUAGUGGUAUUGCGAAUAUGAGCCUCAAAACAUUGUGGAGUAGUGGUUAGGGCUCUGGACUCUUGACCGGAGGGUCGUGGGUUCAGUCCCAGGUGGGGGACAUUGCUGCUGUACCCUUGAGCAAGGUACUUUACCUGAAUUGCUCCAGUAAAAACCCAACUGUAUAAAUGGGUAAUUGUAUGUAAAAAUAAUGUGAUAUCUUGUAACAAUUGUAAGUCGCCCUGGAUAAGGGCGUCUGCUAAGAAGUAAAUAAUAAUAAUAAUAACAUAAAUCAGAAUCAAUUACGAAUCCCAGGUUUCUGGCCUUGGAAUUUAUAUUUGAAUUAUAUUUACCUAAAUUUGUUUUUAUAGAAUUUAAAAACUCCCAAUUUCUGCUGAGAACCUAACAGCAAGAUUUCAGUCUUACCUGAAUUUAACUGCAAAAAAUUUGGGGACAUGAAAUUAGGGUGGAGACAGCCAAUAUAUGCCCAGGUUUUACAGAAAUGUAAAGUUGUGUGUCAUCAGCAUAACAGUGGAAAUGUGCAUGGCUAAUGGUAGCAUCUAUAAGGAGAAUAGUAAGGGGCCAAGAAGGGAGCCCUGGGGGACAUUGUGAUACAGUCUGCUAUUUAAACAUAAUUCUGCUUGUCCAUGAGAUAUGACCUAAUCCAGUCUAAAACAGUUCCUGAUAGCCCUAUCCAAUUUUCAAGGCGUUCAGUUAAAAUUAGCAUGAUCAAUGGUAUCAAAUGCUGCACUUAGAUCUAACAGAACCAGAACGGAUAUGUGACUGGAGUCUGCGCUCAUUAGCAAAUCAUUCAGCACUUAGGGCAGUCUCUGUACUGUGACCAGAUCUAAAGCCCAAUUGAAACGUAUUUGAUUAUCACCAAGAAAUAUAUUGAGUUGGCCAGCUAUCACCUUCUCUAAAACCUUAGCAGCAAAAGGUAAAUUGGAUAUAGGUCUAAAGUUGCUUAAAAUAGUCGGGUCUAAGUUAGGUUUUUUGAGUAUGGGCUUAACCAGGGCAGUUUUAAAAGCAGCAGGAACUAUUCCAGUUGACAAGGAUUUAUUUAUAAUUUCCAAAACCAAAGGACACAGAUCGUUAAAAAUGUCUUUGAGGAAUUUAGUGGAGAUUGGAUCUAAAAUACAAGUGGAGGAGUUCAUCUUCAUCACUAAUUUAUUCAGGUCUUGUCACGUGAGGUGUGGAGGUUGAGCCGCGCCAGGUUACCUGGUAGUUGCGGUCAGAGAGGUAGGAGGUGAACCGGGGGGGUGGGGGGGAGAAAGAGGCAAAGUCGUUAGAGGAGCUAGAGGAGGGAGGAGUCAUUAGUACUUAAAACAUGAAAUCUAUUCGACAGACUGAUGCUUGUAGAAGUCUCUUGACUGGUUUUACCUCCCUUGUUCCUUACAGUAGCCCAGUUCCCAGUGUCUGGCUCUUUAACUACCUCAGAGACUAAUUGUUUUUGUUUUUGAUGAUAGACGCUAACCUCCUGUAACAAGUUUAAACUAUUUCCACCAUCUGUUUGAGUGAUUUCAUGCACAAAGUUGAAGUCAUUGACUAGAGUAGUUUGCCCUACUGUGUCUAACACAGUCCAUGGAUUAUUACAAUAAUUAAAACUGCUUGCAAUGAAUUGUUCAUUGGGGCUGAUUGAUCUAAGUGUAUCAAUUUGUUUUUCAAGGGACAGGAUUUUUUUUCUCUUAAGGUCUGAAUAGAAAUGCACUGAUAAAAUUCACCCUGAAACACAAAAUGUUAACUACCAAAAACAUUUCACAGACAUCACAAGCACUGGCUCGCUUGUCACUCUCCAUAUUAAAGUAAUAUAACUAGAUAACAAAUAGAUGUAAAAAUAUCAAAGUGAAUCUGUAUCCUGGAGUCGGGUGGGCUUAGUGGCGCUGUAGUUUGAUGAAGGGAUUGCACACUGCACAGAAUAGCCAGUGUCCUUAAUCUCUGUCCUUUAUCUCUGCCGCUGGCUUGGAGAGUGUAGAAGUAAUAGCCAAGCUUAAUCACAUGAUUCAAGUCAGCUGCCCAGCUGCAGAGAAGGUGAGUUAGAGUGCGAGCAAUCAGAGCUGUAACCCAGUUUGGAGCACUUUAAAUGCACAGUUGUAAUAACUUCAUAAAAACACAGUCCAUAUACAAUGCAGUACUUGCCAGUUGUGAAACAACCACACAACAGCCAGUGUCCUUAAUCUCUGUCCUUUAUAUCUGCCGCUGUACAUAGAAUCCGUAUCAAAACUCACCAUGCCUUAUCCCAAGCAAAGAAGAGGGGAGAAACAAGGAGAGCUGCAUUCUCGCUAGGCUGUUCUGUGAAAGGGAUAAGAAUAAGAAUACUAUUUACCUAGGAAUAGUGAGUUAAAACUUCAUUUCUUCAUGCUUCACAAGAAAGUCUGUAUCAGCAAGGUGUGGCUGCAUUAUGUGUUAGCUAAGAGAGGCUAUACUGAGAACCAUAUCAUAUUGUAUAUAUACUGCACUGUACUGUGUUGCUUGGAAAUAAUGUAUUCUGUAUACUAGAUAAAUUGUUGAAGAUGUUGGUAAAAAAAAAAAAGUUACUAGUUUGUUUUUAGUUUUUUUUUAUAUAUCUUUUGAUUGAGUGUUUUAAUUUGUAAUGCUUGAUUGUAACUUUUUAUAAAACUCAAUGUUUAUGAGCAUCUCCAUAAAACACUGUAUAUAGCAUACAGUUCUGGCUAUGUAACCUGCCUCUUUGUUAUUUACAAGGUCAAACUAACAAAUAACCACCCUUGUGCGCAAGUGUCUAACCUAAAACGGGGAAAAUACAGUAACUUUUCUAUUUUUGGCUACUAUAAUUGUCCAUACAACAGGUAAAUAGUCUUGUAGCAUCAAAUGCUUAUACUAUACCAUAAUUAUAUGAAUAACAAAAGCUAUAUUGAAAGCAGGGGUGCUUCGUGGUGAGAUUUAGACCCUGUAGAUUUCUGUUGAGCCAGGUCUAUAGAUAAUAAGCUGAAUUGCAUUCCAGAUACAGAAUUUCUCACAGAGGUCUGUUGCUUGAUAUCUAAGUGAUUGUUAAGCAGAACACUAUCCACUAAUGAUAAUAAAUCCUAAUGGAAAAUCUUGCAUAUGUUUACAAGGGAAAUACUCUUAUAAAUGUAGACUGCUAUGAAUACAAUUGUUCUUUUUAUUUUUGAUAAAAUAUCUGCAAAGAUAUUUACAGUAUGUUAGGCUUGUAUUAGUUAAUAUCUACCGGUAUUGUCGUAGAAGAAAUAUUUUAAAGGCAGGUAAAAACAGUUUUUUUUUUAUGUCUGGGCGAAUUAAAAUGUAUAUGGUUCAUAUAUACCCCAAAGAGAUCAACUAAUGGAAAUUGGUAGUUUAAAUAUACUAAGCUUCCUGUUGUUUGUUCAACUUUCUUAGACCGAUAGGAAUGCGGUGCACAACUGUGAAAGCAAAUAAUUUCUAAUCUUAAAUGAUCUUCCCUGUAAAUCCUCAUUCUGUAAAGUAACUGUAACAAUGUAUGGUAAAAGCCAUUGAUCAGUGCUGGGCUCCACCCUUGGAUUUCAAUUCACUAAAAGGAUCCUAUGGGCUUUAUUGGAAUUGAAUUGCUGCUAACCUGAGAGUAAAUUGUCAUUACCUAAAUAAAGGAAAGCAUAAUGUGUAGGAAUGUGUCUUUUUUUGUCAACAAAAACAAUACAAUAUAUACACAUAUUUGAUAUAUUAUGUUUUAAAUGAAUCUUCACGUACAUACACUUCCUUAUAUAAAAUAGACAGUAAACCACAUGAAAACGUGACAUGGCCAGCUGGUUAUGUAAAUAGUACACUUAUCAGGCAAACAUGAAGAAUUCCAAUUGCUCAAGGGUUUCCCUAAGGUGUAAGACGGAUAAGACUUAUUUACAGAACAAACCAACAGAAUCACUUCCCAUUGGCAGAAAGUAAUCUUCAUGAGUUAUUUAUAAGUAACUUAACAGGAACAGGAUUUUGUAGUGAUAACACACCCAGUUAUAAGCCAUUGUGGCAGAACAGGGCUCUGCCCUUGUAAAUACUGGCAGGGAUGGGGUUAAAUUCUCCUCCCUGCCCAGGUUGAUUGUGUCAGGUGGGAGCAAUCAAUUAUUCAAUUAACACCCAGCCACCUGGCAUAAAAGGAGGCCUCAGCCUCCCCUUAGGGGGAGAAUUCCAGAAGGAGAGGAAGGGUCUUUUGGUCUUUUGGUCUUUUGGUCUUUUGGUCUUUUGGUCUUUUGGUCUUUUGGUCUUUUGGUCUUUUGGUCUUUUGGUCUUUUGGUUUUUGGGGGGUUGUGGGUUUGUUGUUGGUUUGUUUGUUUAUUUGUUUUUUGUUUGAAGAGCCUUGGUGGCAUUACCAUUUAUCUGUAAUUUUGCUUUGUCUAUUAUUCUGUUUAAAACCCUUUUGUUUGGCCCUCGUGCCGGUUUAUUUUGUAUGUUUUGUGUAUUAAAAGCUUUAUUUUGAACUUUUCA